Molecule: messenger RNA, 1986 nt
Organism: Aureobasidium namibiae CBS 147.97
Lineage: Eukaryota; Fungi; Ascomycota; Dothideomycetes; Dothideales; Saccotheciaceae
Product: SET domain-containing protein
Exons: 3
Molecular function (GO): protein binding
Source: RefSeq, a predicted model, not a curated record
CCUUGUUUCCAGCCACUGGCCAGUUUGAGAAAGGCCCGCUUGAGUUCUCUUCGUUCGCGAAACCCUGGAACUGUGCUAUUGGUUCGCGCCAUCGAAGAGCCUCUUCAGAUAGGAACUCUUUAUCCCGGAAUGAAUGUCGUUGAGGAUACCACUCAAGACGUCAGUCAUCUGGAAGUCUUCUUCCCUAGUACUUCACCACCAGUAGCCAUACUCAAGCGAGGCACUGUACUCGCCAUCAAGGAACCCCUCUUUGUCAUGAAUCAUGGCAGAAAGGUUGUCAGAGUCGUUCAACCCUCCAACAUCAUGGUUCUCAAGUCUGAGCACGAGAUGUACCCCAAGAUGUUUCAGGGGCCUUCUGUAUCACCCGAGAGGACGGCUUUGGAGUGGCGUGUUGAAGGCGACGACGCUUUGACCAGAGGCAAUCAUACCGAAGCAAUGGACUGGUACGUCAAUGUAUCUACUGCCACUCGAGCAUCAGACCUACGGCAAUGCAUCUACGAAAGUCGUGCGGAUGCCGCGAUGCGUGCUGGGCUCUACGAUCUAGCACUGGAAGAUGCAAAGCUCGUCCUCUUCGCAUCAAAGGCACAGACGAAAGCAGAACGCAGCAAUGCGUUGUACCUUGCAGGCAGCGCUUCGUACGAGCUACGCAAGUUUGCAUUGGCAGAGGAAUACUUUCGAAGAUUCCUUACCACCUGUCCGAAUGGCACCCAGGGCUUGCGGCGACUUCACAGAACUCAAGAGAGACUACGUGAAGAGAGUACAGGAGCGUAUGAUUACGCAGCCAUGCUGAGCCAGCAGACCUUUGCCGAUCAUGCUACUUUCGUCAACAAGACGGAGGUUCGAGAUUCGGAGGAUCAUGGGCGCGGACUGUAUGCAAGAGAUGAUAUCAAGUGUGGUGAGCUUGUGUUUUGCGAAAAGGCGUUCGCGAUCUCGCAUCCUCCGCUAAAUUUUCCAAGCGGCCCGUACGCGGUCGAGUACAGCAACUACUAUGGCGGCUGUGGGAAGGGCGUUGCUGCACUAUGGCUGCGAGCAGUGCAAAAAGUCUUUGCCAAUACGUCCCACGCCAAAGAGUUAUUAACACUAUACGGCGGUAUGUCGUACGUAAAAGACACGGAUGCGCUUCUUGUCGAUGGACAACUCGCGAUAGAUGUCUAUCAAGUUUUGCAGAUCAUCGAUCAUAACGUUUACAGCUUCGAAGCUGGACACGCUCAGGAGCCUUACGGCACAACCAGACACACAGCCCACGAGGAGCGAGAAUCAGUCGGCCUCUUUCAGCACGCGUCAUACAUGAACCACAGCUGCUUGAACAACACGAGUAGGAGUAUGACAGGCGAUAUGAUGAUCGUGAGAGCAAACAAAGCAAUAGCCAAGGGCACUGAGAUAACGACAUGCUAUCUGUCGCCCAACAUUGGAGAACCGAGACGCAGUGCUGAGUUGAAUCGGAUCUGGAAGUUUCAAUGCGACUGCAGGCUUUGCGCCAGCGAGAAUGCUUGCGAAGUCGACUGGAAGCCAAUUUUCGAUGAGAUUCGGUGUCACAGGCUAUUGCCAGAUCUGCACGACGCAGCCCUCUUGCGAGACAAGAUCAACAAGGCACAAGAACUGGUAGCGACUUUUGAGAAGUGCUAUCCUGAGCACUUGUUUGAGGUGGGACAGAUGCCCAGAGUUGCUCUACGAGAGUUAGAGGAGAUUCUCAUGGAAGCAAACAGUCGUGUAGGCAAUCAUGAAAGAUCGUGCGAGCAUGCAAUGAGUCUCGUUCGAGAUAGCGGCUACGGAAUCUUGGCGGAGGAGACAUCGGUUUCGAUGGGUUGCAAAAACGGGAUCCCGAGUAAGGGUCUGGUGGAUGCGCUGUAUCUGCUGUCGAAGCACGAGACUCGGCAAGAAAUUGCAAAAGAGUACCUGUGCUUGGCCAAACGGAUGUAUCUGACCAUCAACGGUACAUCUAACGCAUGGGAAGUGGCGUACGGAGAGCCUGAUCCUCAAUCAUGA